Molecule: messenger RNA, 1797 nt
Organism: Elgaria multicarinata webbii
Lineage: Eukaryota; Metazoa; Chordata; Lepidosauria; Squamata; Anguidae
Gene: ISM2
Product: isthmin 2
Exons: 6
Coding region: 92-1384 (430 amino acids)
Source: RefSeq, a predicted model, not a curated record
ACAGCGCGACCACCACAGCCCAAAGGAAAGGAACUAUAAAUUGGUGGAGAUCUCCACUUCGUCUGACAUUGCUUUGAUCAAAGAGGAGGAGAUGCCCCAGUCUAACAAGGUACGGAACCUGAGGCGAAACGGACGGGCCAUGCCACGCCGACAGAAACGCCGGUGGCCAUUGCAACAUGCUGCCAGCAACCAGCUGGCAGCACUCCAGCCUGGUGGCCCAAUCCAGGAAGAGAGCACACCCUUUGUGCUGGAUUUACAGAACCUGCCAGGAUUAGCCAAUGUGGACCUGAGUGCCCAGAAUCCAAACAUACAGGUGACCAUUGAGGUUGUGGAUGAUCCUCAGGCUGAGAUGGAGAUGGACUUGCUGAAGGAGACUAGCAAUGACUGGUCUCUGACAUCUUCUGAGUGGCUGUCCCAUAAAGACCUCUUCUGGCCCCUUUUCUGGGAGUACACAGAUUCUGUAGAGGAGGGCGAUGAAGAUGACAACUUGGACAUAAGGAGCAGGAGUGAAGAGGUGGAGGAGGAGGAGGAAGACUAUACUUCAGAGUAUGAGGAGGAGGAAACAGUGCUGAGUGGCGUGGGAGGUGACUGGGAUCAGAGGUGGCCCAAUCAGAAGAACUGGAUCUUCAAAGAGAAGUAUAAUUACGACUAUGAAGACGAAGAGGAGUGGAGUUCUUGGUCUCCCUGCGGUGUCACAUGUGGCAGUGGCAACCAGAAGAGAACCAGGUCUUGUGGCUAUGCAUGCACUGCCACAGAGUCGAGAACCUGUGACCUGCACCGCUGUCCUGGAGCAGAUGGCGAGUUAGCUCUUGCCACUGAAGAGACACCAUUUGAAACUGAGAAUGCCACAGAGAUCCUAAAUGCAGAUGUGGACAGCUGUGAGAAAUGGCUAAACUGCAAGAGUGACUUCCUCAACAAAUACCUAAGCAAAGUGUUAUCAGACCUGCCCAGCUGUCCCUGUUCCUAUCCCCUAGAAGCUGUUUAUAGUGCCGUCAACCUGCGAGAUGAGCGGCAAGGCAAGAACUUCCGCUGGCGGGAUGCCAGCGGCCCUAAGGAGCGGCUGGACAUCUACAAGCCCACGGCCCGUUUCUGCUUGCGCUCCAUGCUCUCCUUGGACAGCACCACGCUGGCUGCGCAGCACUGCUGCUACGACGAGAACACCAAGCUGAUUACUCGAGGCAAGGGGGCCGGAGCUCCCAACCUCAUCAGCACGGAGUUUUCCCCUGAGUUGCACUAUAAGGUGGACAUGCUGCCGUGGAUCCUCUGCAAGGGGGACUGGAGCAGGUACCACGCAGUGCGGCCUCCCAAUAAUGGGCAACAGUGUGCUGACAACCCCCUUGAGGACGAGUACCUCUCUCAGCUACAGGAAGCCAGGGAGUAUUAGCACAAACAGAAAAGAGGCUGUAGGCAGCAGGACAGUCUCUGUCUCCGACAUGACAUACUAGAGGACAUAUCAGGAUUUCUCCCUGCCACCCCUGAUCUCUGGCUCCAUUUUUAUGUCAACAAAGACCUCUGCUUUAGAAUGGCUGCAGAGUUAUCCUUUUGAUCUUUUGUCCCCUUGGUAACAAAGUAGGGAAGCUGAAGCACAAACUCUACAGUGGCUCCGGCCUUGUCUCCUCUAUAGUGACCUCCACUUUCUUUCUUGGCUUCCUCGUCACCCAGCAAUUACCACAGCCCAGUUGGCCCAAGGGGUGCUCUCUAACACUUAUGAUGGCCAACAAAUCUUCUUGAGGGAUUAUGGAUACAGGAUGAACCAAGAAAGUGGUGGGUGCUGCAGAUGAACGGCAUACUUUAAAA